AUGCCACAACAGAAAGCCUCUCGAGCGAAAGCUCCGCCGCCGCCGGCCGACUACAAGGCUAUCGCCGAGCAGUACGCGAAGGCGAAGCGCCAAAAAGAAAUGGAAGAGGCCAGCAGAUUGCCCGAGGAGAUACAGGCCGAGAAGGAGAGGGCAAUGCUGCUCGAGAAGCAACGCGCGGUCUUCGAGUCCCGGCGCAAGGACGCGUAUGAGCGCAGGUGGUGGUGGACCGUCGGGUUCUGGGCCUGGAUGCUGUGUCUGCACGCCGUUGGCAUUGCUUUCUUCACUAGCGGGUUUCUUUUGACGCGGCUGGUUCUGGAUGAGAAAUCCAAUUGCACGGCGUCGCCGAUCGAGCUCUCCUCGAGCUGGAAGGGCCAGGGCACGGUUGAAGGCGGCUGCUGGCACCCCAAGUCCUUCGACAAGGCUGUGGUUAUCGUCAUUGACGCUCUGCGAUACGACUUUACGGUCCCCAUUGAAGACCAGGCCCCCUUCCACAACGCACUCCCCUUCCUGCACGAGACCGCCGUCAAGUCUCCCGAGCACGCCUUCCUGCGCCCCUUUAUUGCCGAUCCGCCAACGACCACGCUCCAACGCUUGAAGGGGCUGACCACGGGUACACUGCCCACAUUCAUCGACGCCGGUAGCAAUUUUGCUGGUACUGCCAUCGAGGAGGAUAACUUGCUUAUGCAACUAAAGGAUGCCGGAAAGCGCAUUGCUCACCUCGGCGACGACACUUGGUGGUCCCUUUUCCCCGGCUAUUUCGAAGCCAACGUGAGCCGCGCAUAUGAUAGUUUCAACGUAUGGGAUCUGCACACGGUAGACAACGGUGUCAUCGAUCACAUUUUCCCUUUGCUCAAGCAAGAGCAAAAGGGCAAGUGGGACGUGCUUAUUGGUCACUUGCUUGGUGUUGACCAUGCCGGCCACCGAUAUGGGCCGGACCAUGCGGCAAUGAAGGAAAAGCUUCAACAGAUGGACGGCUUUAUUCGCGACCUUGUCGCGCAAAUCGAUGAUGAUACUCUUUUGGUCGUCAUGGGAGAUCAUGGCAUGGAUGCAAAGGGCGACCACGGCGGAGAGAGCGAUGACGAGGUUGAAGCGGCCCUGUGGAUGUAUUCCAGGCGCCCGUUCUUUGGUCGGACGAAGCCCGAGCUCAAGGAGCCGCCCACGAUGGCCAAGAUCAGGCCAGUCAACCAGAUUGAUCUCGUUCCGACCUUGGCAUUGUUGCUGGGCCUUCCCAUCCCUUACAACAACCUCGGACGCCCCAUCGAGGAGGCUUUCGCUGGCAAGAAGGGCAAAGCCUGGGACAACCUCGCGACUGUAUCACGUAUCACUGCCGCUGGCAUCCAGCGAUAUCAAGACUCGUACUUCGCUGCUCGUGGCAUCGACCAGUCCAAGAGCGCUACCGCUGGCCACGUGUCGCAUCUCUGGAAGAAAGCCGAACGCUCGUGGCAGUCGAAGUCAUGGCAAGAGUCCUACGGCUUCUUCAACUUGUUCCAGGAGGAGACUCUGCGCGUUUGCAAGGAUUUGUGGGCUCGCUUUGACGUGCCCAAGAUGGUAACGGGCAUUGUGGUUAUGGCAGUUGGCGUCCUCACGUUGCUUGUCUAUGCCUCCCGCGAUGCUGAUGAGGACUUUGCCGUUCUCGACGAUCUCGAGCUCGACUUAGCGGAGAAGAAGUUGGAGCUCCAAGGUGUCCAGGCUGACGCGGCCACUUCGUACAAGACACUCCAUAAGAAGGUUUUGCUUACUGCCAUCCUUGGCGCGGUUCCCGGAGCAGCAGUCGGUGCCGGAUACUCCAUCUUCACCGGGCCUCAAGAUCUCGUUUACGCUCUCGCUGGUGCCGCUGUCACCAGCGCAGUUGGUGUGCUGUUUUCUUUGUACGGCUUUGGCAAAACUUUCCGGAACCUCCUGCCCAACACCUUCUGGGGUUGGCUUGCUGCCGUCUUCACGGUUAGCCAGUCACUCGGUUUUGCUUCAAACUCCUACACCAUCUGGGAGGACUCAAUUCUCCUUUUCUUUAUCACGACUUUCGGCGUGGCCAACGUCUUCGCCGCAUUCUCCGUCCCAACAACGAGGGAGCGCACCCUCGCUAUCUACCACUCAGUUGUCUUUGUCGUUCUUGGUCGACUGGCAUCAUUUUCGAAGCUCUGCCGCGAGGAGCAGAUGCCCUAUUGCACAUCCACUUACUACGCUUCGGCUACUUCAUCGACAUCUGCCACGUGGCAGCUGGCCAUCCCAUUCGCCGUCGCCCUUAUCCUGCCUUCCAUCGUCCAGUCUUUCCUGUUACCCACGCGAUCCUGGGAGGGACUUGCCCCGGCGUGGAUUGGGUACGUCUACCGCAUCGGCCUCCUCAUGUCGGCCGCCUACUGGGUCCUCGAUGCCGCGGACAACGGCGAGUGGUUCCCAAGUUUGCCGGCCAAGACCCUCAAGACUGCCGGGGUGUAUCUGGCCCAAGUUAUUCUCGCCCUGGUCUUUGUUGCCGGAACCACUGCGUUCGUCUGGGCGCCGCCAUUGGUUUCUAUCCUGACGACCCCAACCAAGACUGGGACCACCCAGAUCACGGUCCUAGGCUACGGCAACACAAACGGAGCUAGAUACUUGCUUCUACCCAUGAACAUUGUUGGGGCUUGCAUCCUCCUCUCCAAGCCGAUGGGAGGGGGUGCGCUAGCCCUCAUGUUCUGGCAGAUCAUGUCGCUUGUGGAGAUGCUCGACCUCAACUCCCUCACGAACGAGGCCAUCGGCCCCAUCAUGCUUGCAAUCAUUGGCAACUUUGGCUACUUCAAGACGGGUCACCAGGCUGUCCUUAGCAGCAUCCAGUGGGACAGCGCCUUUAUUCCGCUCUUCUCCAUCCGGUACCCCUGGAGUCCCAUCGUCGUGGCCCUUAACACCUUUGGCAGCCAGAUUGUCGCGGUUGCUGCCGUCCCGCUCGUUGUACUCUGGAAGGUUGGCCCCAAGAGGAAGGGAAUUCUCGAGAGUGUCAGCAGAGGACUGGGCAUUUUCAUCGCCUAUUUUGCUGUCGAGUCGCUUGCGACCAUGGCUUGGGCUGGUUGGCUGAGGAGACAUCUCAUGCUCUAUAGGGUGUUCAGCCCUCGCUUUAUGAUGGCGGCGACUCUGCUCCUAAUUGUGGACCUGGUUGGUCUUGUGAUUACGCUUAUUGGUAUACGGUCCAACACGAUGGCUGUCAGUGAGGUCUUUGGUUGGGUUGAAUAA
Colletotrichum graminicola M1.001 is the source of this 3201-nucleotide messenger RNA. RefSeq names its product GPI ethanolamine phosphate transferase. Gene Ontology annotation, cellular component: endoplasmic reticulum membrane. Gene Ontology annotation, molecular function: mannose-ethanolamine phosphotransferase activity. The record is from RefSeq and is a predicted model, not a curated record. NCBI's taxonomy places the organism in Eukaryota, Fungi, Ascomycota, Sordariomycetes, Glomerellales, Glomerellaceae. Gene Ontology annotation, biological process: GPI anchor biosynthetic process. The coding region runs from base 1 to 3201 and encodes 1066 amino acids. The transcript has a single exon.